AUGUCUGGCCAUUUCAAAUCAACCAAAGGGCUAAGUGCUUUUCCCAAGCGACCGCAGUUCUCGGGCUUCAUGAAGUCAUGUCGCUUCGAGGGAGAGAUACAACAUCUCGAGGUUCGAGGUGAGAUCCCGCAAGAGAUCGACGGCACGUUCUAUCGUUGGUUUAAUGGUGAUGGAAUUGUCAUUCCGUUCCGGAUCAGGGACGGGCAUUGCCACUUCAAGCAGCGCUACGUCAGAACGGAGAAGUUCGUAACGGAAAGAAAGGCCGAAAAAGCGGUUGUUUGUAAAUAUCGCAAAAAGUACACGGACGCUGUGGAACUGAAGAUUCGCACAACUGCAAAUACCAAUGUGCUCUACUUUGAUGGUCGCCUUCUUGCAUGCAAGGAAGAUGCUCCCCCCUACUCGCUCGAUCCCGAGUCACUCGAGACGAUUGGUUUAGAGGACUUUGACGGACAGCUACCAUCUCUGACCUUUACUGCCCACCAAAAGUUUGACGAUGCUACGGGAGAGCUCGUUUGCUUCGGUUUUGGAGCCAAGGGUGAUGGCACACCAGACGUGUGCUGUUUCACAGUCAACAAAGAAGAGAAAGUUGUCGAGACAGUGUGGCUUGUUUGUCCUCUGGUUGCUAAAAUUCAUGACUUUGCAAUCACAGAGAAUUGGACCUGUGAUGUUGAGCGCAUGAAGCAGGGAGGUGAGCACUGGCAGUGGGAUCCUGACGUCCCCUUCUAUUUGGGCGUCAUCCCGCGUCGUGGCGCAUCGGGAGGCGAUGUGAAAUGGUUCCGCGCUCCAAACGCUUUUCCAGGUCACACAGUCAAUGCAUACGAGGAUGAAGCCGGCAAUGUGGUCUUUGAUCUACCAUUGGUUGACAAAAACGUGUUCUUUUGGUGGCCCGACAUCAAUGGGAAUGCGCCAAAGCCCGAGAUAGCGGCAGACCUCGUCCGAUUCACGUUCGACCCUCACAGUGACAAUCUCGAACUCCCUAAGCCUGAGAUACUUCACAGAGAGGACUGCAAAUUUCCUCGGAUCAACGACAAGUUUUCCGGCCGCAAGCACGAACACGCAUUCAUGGAUCUGAUGGACCCAAGCCUUGGCACAGAAUUCCUGAAUAUUCUGCCAAGAACGGGAGGCGGGUUCCCUCCCUACAAUUGUCUUGCUCGUCUAGACUACCGGUCCCUAAGGCUGGAGAAAUAUCUCCCGGGUCGCACACAUUUGGUUCAAAAACCAAUUUUUAUUGCGAGGCAAGGCGAAGAUGCUUCUGAAGCAGACGAUAGGGUUCUAGCACUACCUAGCGAACUACAUAUCGUGGACACAAGGGACUUCGAAUCUCCCCAGGCAAUCGUAGAUCUCCCGAUCCGGCUUAGGGCAGGCCUGCAUGGGAAUUGGGUGAACGCUCGGUAGCUCGUGUUCACGGGCGGAAAACACGGUAUGAGUGGUGGAGUACAAGGAGACUGGUGAUCGAGAGGACAGAGACGAUGCAGUACAGGUGCAGGAGGAAUACAUUCCGAUUGCAAAGAAGGUUAGGAUGGUGCCGGUUAGAGACGAGGUGGCGCUCGGGGAUGAGUUGGUUGAAGACCGAGUUUCAACACUCUGUCUAGCACUGAGAUGAAACACGAGGGUAAGCCUGUGAAGUAGUUUCUAUUGUCCAAGGAUGAGAAGGAGGGAAAAUCAUGAUUGGUAAUUCAGCGUUCGGCGACAGAACGGUUUUACAUCUUGGGGUGGUGAAGCGUGAUUUUGUUUGCAAUGCGGUUCCUCAGAUUGGUGGGGGAAGGGCUGGUACUUCGACAGGUGCCAAGAUAUGAACAGACCAAGUGCAGGGUAAAGCUCUGCCUUUAAAAAGUGGGUGCAACCGGAUAGCUGUGCCGCUGCCUCCGUUG
Boeremia exigua is the source of this 1871-nucleotide messenger RNA. Its product is annotated as carotenoid oxygenase. Bases 1 to 1395 code for a protein of 464 amino acids. Gene Ontology annotation, biological process: carotene catabolic process. Gene Ontology annotation, molecular function: carotenoid dioxygenase activity. Lineage: Eukaryota; Fungi; Ascomycota; Dothideomycetes; Pleosporales; Didymellaceae. The transcript is spliced from 5 exons. The record is from RefSeq and is a predicted model, not a curated record.